ACUUAGCCACAGAGGAUGACGUACCAGGAGGACAUAGUGCAAUACUUCAGCUGGGGGCUCAUCCUUAGUGGAGUGGCAUUCUUUUUCAAGCAGAUGAGGAGUCACACACCCUAUGGGCGUUAUGUGGUCUCCCCUGAGCGAGCUAGGAUGCUUCCUGCUAAGGUGGCCUGGUUCCUCCAGGAGCUGCCUUCCUUCCUGGUCCCUAUGCUCCUGCUCCUCCAUGCGCACAACCCCUCUGGCCUGGGACAGACUCUUCUCAUCUGCACUUUCUGUUUCCACUACUUCCAAAGGACAUUCAUCUUUUCUUUGCUGACCAGAGGCCGCCCGUCCCCUCUCUUCAUUGUGAUUUCGGCUUCAAUCUUUUGUUCCUUUAAUGGCUUCCUCCAGGGCUAUUACAUGCUGUACUGUGCCAAGUAUGACAAGACCUGGCUGUCCGACAUUCGUCUGGUGACAGGUCUAAUCAUCUUCUUUCUGGGAAUGGCCAUUAAUAUCCACAGUGACUAUAUGCUACGCAACUUGAGAAAACCUGGAGAAGUCACUUACAAGAUACCCAAAGGGGGCAUGUUUGAGUAUGUCUCAGGUGCCAACUUCUUUGGGGAGAUACUGGAAUGGUAUGGCUAUGCCAUAGCCACCUGGUCCCUGCCAGCUCUCUCAUUUGCCAUCUUCACAAUGUGCUCCAUUGGACCCAGAGCCUAUCACCAUCACAGGUAUUAUCUGGAAAAAUUCACAGAUUACCCCAAAUCCAGGAAAGCUGUGAUACCAUUCAUCCUUUGAAAGGAAGAGAAGGUCCUCAAGUUCUCUGGUUAAAUGAAGUGCAAGCACAGUGAAGAAGUAAACAUAUCCCUCAGAGUGCAACGUUCAGGGAAAUUGGAAGAGGAUCAAGUUUAGAUAACAUAUUGCUAUAUUGUAUAUUAAGUGUUUUUCGUUUACAUGGUUUCUAUAAUUUAUUAUGAGUAUAUAAGGAAAAUCUUUUUUUGCAUAAAUAGAUUAACUAAAAGAUUAAUACUUUAAAAACUACUUUAUGACAUCUGCUGUCUUCACAUGACACAAGUUCCAAAUUCUACUGUAACAUCUUUUUUUCCAUAUCCAGUGUGCAAACUGAAUACCACUUCAAACAGGAUUCCGUAACAACACAAAGCCUUCAAGCAGCCAUUUAAAAAGAGCUGUCAUUGUUGUUAACAUUAACAGGUAUCAGCAGAACAGUUCUCAUCAUUCUGAGUAGGCAUGUAUCCCUUUUUAUGAACUGGGUACGCAUUUUUUCCCACACAGUAAUAAAUGCUCAUUUAUUAGCAUAAAGCAGGCAGUAUCCUCAAGAAUUCUUUUAGUGCCUUACAUGACCACAAUAUAUUGCUGUGUUUUCACAAAAAAUUCCCCUAGUGGUUUGAUGUGACAGUUCUUUGAUAUUAAAUUAGUGACAACCUAAAGUAGCAGGGAAGGAAGCUUAUAGUUUUAUAAAUUCACUUGCUUGAAAAAUAGGCACAGAGAAAAACAGGUUGCUGGUACUCCUGCUAGAGCGCCGUGAAUUACAUCUAGGUGCUUGGCUGUGCAUUUAGGUUUUGUAAGGUCCUUGGGGAGGGGACUAAUUUGAGGCCCUGUACAUAUGAGACAAACAUCCAUCAAUCUCCCACAAAGAUUUAGAAUUGAAGUUUUAUUACAUGUUGUACAUCACUAUUCACAUUUUGUUAAAGUGUGAUAUAACUAUUUAUUUCAUUCAGAUUGACCAAUUUAAUAGCUGUGGCUUAGUAUACAUGCAUAUCUUGCUGUUCUCUGAUCUCCUUUUGAUCAGUGAAAAUGAUAUAAAUCAUAUACUGCUCAGGACAUUAGAGUGCAUGCACAGUUGCACACACACACACACACACACAGCUCUUUGCUGUGUGUAUUUUAAAUGAAGCAUGUUUCAUUUGGAAUAAUAUCUCGGCUGUGUAGCCACCACUUUCCAAGUGUUAUUCUCUUCCGAGUGCUGACUUUGGGGUAGGUGUUUUUAUUGUUAA
Molecule: messenger RNA, 1991 nt
Organism: Megalops cyprinoides (Indo-Pacific tarpon)
Lineage: Eukaryota; Metazoa; Chordata; Actinopteri; Elopiformes; Megalopidae
Gene: srd5a2a
Product: steroid-5-alpha-reductase, alpha polypeptide 2a
Exons: 5
Coding region: 16-774 (252 amino acids)
Biological process (GO): steroid biosynthetic process
Cellular component (GO): membrane
Molecular function (GO): 3-oxo-5-alpha-steroid 4-dehydrogenase activity
Source: RefSeq, a predicted model, not a curated record